Molecule: messenger RNA, 914 nt
Organism: Linum tenue
Lineage: Eukaryota; Viridiplantae; Streptophyta; Magnoliopsida; Malpighiales; Linaceae
Source: the annotation of a GenBank genome assembly
GGAAUCGGCUCCUUUUGCUUCCCCGUACGCAGAAUUCGAUAUGUGUCUGUACAAGUACAACCCGGCAACAAACUCAAAACCUCCCGCGAAACCCUAGCUCUGUAUUUCCGUCCGUUUCUUGAACAGCGCGAAGAAGAAACUGAACCCACCAUGAGUCGACCAAUGGAAGAGGAUGCUCCAGGCAAGGAGGAAGAAUUCAGCACAGGUCCACUUUCUGUUCUUAUGAUGAGUGUGAAGAAUAACACCCAGGUGCUGAUAAACUGCAGGAACAACAAGAAGCUUCUUGGGCGUGUGAGGGCAUUUGACCGUCACUGCAACAUGGUCUUGGAAAACGUCAGGGAGAUGUGGACUGAGGUGCCUAAAACAGGGAAGGGCAAGAAGAAGGCACAACCAGUGAACAAGGACAGGUUCAUUAGUAAAAUGUUUCUGCGCGGCGAUUCAGUCAUCAUUGUGCUCAGGAACCCUAAAUGAGACAUGAUCCAGGUCGUUCCUACUCUGUAGCUGAUGUAUCUAUCGUGGAUCAAACUCGCUACUGCUUCCUUCUGGCUUAUGUACGAACCAUCUUAAUUUCAAAGAAUCUUCAAAGCCGGUGUUUAGGACACAUUUUUUUUUGGUUGGGCAGGAUUGAUCGUUCGUGAGACUUUUGUGACGGAGAGGCUUGAAAUUCUUGCUUGCAAAGCCGUAGUAGGUUUAUAUAUGAAAGUAGAUGUUGGUACUGAAGUAUUGAUUAUCAGACUCGAGUAUGCAGUUUCUCGCCCACUCCUAGUUUGAGGAUGGUCUAAUUCACUUUUCGUUAAAUUUGUAGGAAGUAAGAUGUUAUCAGUAGAUACUACUAAUGACUAUCCUCGAUCAUUAUUGAUGAUUCUCAUAUCAUUAUGAUUUGAAUCAUAACAAAUGAAUGUAUAUUGAACAAU